This is a messenger RNA of Notodromas monacha, 4618 nucleotides long. The record is from the annotation of a GenBank genome assembly. NCBI's taxonomy places the organism in Eukaryota, Metazoa, Arthropoda, Ostracoda, Podocopida, Cyprididae.
UUGCACCUGGAAAUUGAUAAUUUACCUCUGCUGGGGAGAGACUACGUGUGCGCCUUCACUGCGAUGGGGAAGACCAUUACGACGAACGCGACUCGGAGCGACAAGUUCAUCAAGUGUCCAACCCCGAGGAAUGACCUCCUACCUGUGCUCAACCAUGGACAGCAUUUCUUCACGGCCAUCCUCUCACUGAGGUUUUCGGACGGACAGGACUUUGUGGCGACCAAUUUCACGUUUUUCAAUUGCAACACGUACGCGUCGUGCACGUCGUGCGUGUCGAGCUCUUUCGAGUGUGACUGGUGCGUGGAUGGCAACAGGUGCACUCAUGAUGCUGCGGAAAACUGCCGAAAUGACAUCCUCGUCACUGGCCUUGAGUGUGCCUGUUCAAGUGGUUCCGAGGGAUUUACUUUAAUACCGGCAAACCUCGUUAAGCCGCCACCAUUCGUUUGUUGUGGGUUAAAUAAAUUGGCGGUGGCCGAGAGUGGCGGCUUAUUGGAGGAUGGGCGUCUUAACGAGUUUUGGCUCUACAUAUCUGUGCGCCAAGGCCCAAGCAUUCGCAGUGGUCCAACUUUUUGUCCCAGAAUCCAGUACGAAACCGAAGAAAUUCUAGUGGCGUCCGGAACCACGAUGCCGAUUCGCGUUAAAGUUGACAACAUUGCGCAAUUUAUUGUGCAAGCUCGGUUCUUGUGCCAAUUCAACAUCGAUGGGAGAGCUGUGAUGAAGCAAGGACAAUUGCUUGGAGAUACGAUCUAUUGUGACGCGACCAGGUUCAGCUACAAUUCUCAUUCACCGAAUCUCACUGCCACUUUUGCUGUGAUUUGGGGGAGCGCAAAAUCUUUGGACAACCCGAAGAAUGUUCACAUUGUGAUUUACCGUUGCGACGUGAUGGCGGACAAUUGUGGGAUGUGUUUGUCCCUGGACCCGAAAUACAAGUGCGGCUGGUGCCAGAGUUCGAACCGGUGCUCAAUUGACAGAGACUGCUCGGAACCCCGUGUUUGGCUCAAGGAGUCGGAUGUUUGUCCGGAUCCCAUGAUCGUGGAUUUCAAUCCCAAGUACGGCCCGUGGGAAAGCGGGACAAACAUCACUAUCCAGGGGAUCAACUUGGGCCGCGUCGUGGAGGAUAUCGAGAAGAAUAUAAUGGUGGCCGGGAUUCCUUGCAUGCCGUACAAGGAAACCUACAUCCAGACUAGACAGGUGACAUGCACACCGGAUUCGCCGGGAGUGGCAGACCCGAGGAAAGGAAUCGUGAUUGUCAAGGUCGGGGAUUUCCGUGCUGAAUCGCGGGACACGUACGAGUUCGUGAACCCUGUGCUGUACUCGGUCCGACCUCGCCGAGGUCCCAAGUCCGGCGGCACGGAAAUAUCCGUCCGCGGUCGUUACAUGAACGCCGGCAGUCGCAUCACGGCUUUCGUCAACGAGUUCCCCUGCAAUAUCACUUGGUCAUCUCUGGACGAAGUUAGGUGCGUAACCUCUGCGGCGGAUCGCUCCAUCAUCGACGGAAAAGUUCGGGUCAACUUCGACAAGGGAGAGCGGGCGUUGAGCAAUCAAACUUUCGAGUACACCGACGACCCGGUUGUGACCUCGGUCGAACACGGUCUGGUUGGUGGAGGUCAGACCAAGUCUCCCAAGGGAAUCGUUGCUGGAGGUAUCACGAUCCGCGUGACAGGAAGAAGAUUCGACGUGGUGCAAAAUCCACAGAUCUACGUCGAGGAUGAUCAGGGCCGGCGAUUCUACGGCCGAUGUGCGGUGGAAACGAGUGAAUCCAUGUUUUGUCAAUCUCCUACCGUGGAGAGUGACACGUCCAUCAUUGCACCGAUGCAUAUGGAAUACGGAUUCAUCAUGGAUAAUGUGAUCGAAGUUUUGAAUCUCUCGAGACGCUUCAAUGCGAGUUUUACGCUGUAUCCGAACCCCAUUUUUGAAAAAUUCGAGGAGAAAAUCAAGUACUACAAAAGCGACUACUUGACGAUAAAUGGUCGCGAGUUGGACAGGGCUUGUACAGAAGCGGACGUGAUCGUGCGGAUUGGCACGAAAAUCUGCAACGUGACGUCGUUGUCGAGAAAUCAGCUGACGUGUCGUCCGCCAGAUGAACAACCUCCGGGCUUCGAUGACUACGGAAAACCGACUACCGGACAGCUUCCGGAAGUUGUGGUCAUUGUUGGGGACAAUUUGACGUAUAAAAUUGGAUACCUGAGUUACGCACCCCUUGGAGCUGCUGAAGAAACAUUUUCCAUGAAAGCCAUCAUUCCCACAAGCGUGAUAGCCGCGCUUUUCCUCGUUGGCAUCAUUGCAAUCUGCAUCAUGUAUCGACGCAAGUCGACAGAAAACGCCCGCGUCUUGAAGAAUAUGCAAGAUCAAAUGGACGUGCUCGAGUUGAAAGUGGCAGCGGAGUGCAAAGAGGCAUUUGCCGAAUUGCAGACGGAAAUUACAGAUCUGACUAGUGAUCUCACCACGGGUGGCAUUCCGUUCCUGGACUACAGAACUUAUGCAAUGAAAAUCCUGUUUCCGAACAUCGAGGAUCAUCCGGUGUUGCGAAUGGAUUAUCCGGAGAUGAGCCGGAAGGAGAAAGGAUUGAGACUCUUCGGCACCUUGGUCAUGAAUAAAACGUUCUUGCUCUUGUUCAUUCGCACGUUGGAAAGCAACAGAUAUUUCUCCAUGCGAGACAGAGUAAAUGUGGCCUCGCUCAUUAUGGUUGCACUGCAAGGCAAAAUGGAAUACUGCACUGACACGCUGAAAACGCUACUAGGAGAUCUAAUUGAAAAAUGCAUGGAUGGGAAAAGCCACCCGAAGCUCCUGCUCAGAAGGACGGAGAGUGUUGCAGAAAAGAUGCUUUCGGCAUGGUUUACAUUCCUUCUGUACAAGUUUUUGCGUGAAUGUGCCGGAGAACCUUUGUUCCUGUUGUACCGUGCAAUCAAGCAGCAAGUGGAUAAAGGACCUGUUGAUGCUGUGACUUCCGAAGCACGAUAUUCCUUGUCUGAGGAGAAGUUGAUUCGUCAAGCGAUAGACUUCAAGCUAAUGACCGUAUUUGUCUCGAUGUCAACGCAGACGUUGUGCGUGUCUGGGUAUGAUGCCAUACACGAUACAAAUGACGUGUAUGUCAAGGUCCUCAACUGCGACACGAUAUCCCAAGUCAAGGAGAAAGCUCUUGAUGCCAUAUACCGAAAUACCCCGUAUACUCAGCGGCCAUCGAAGGAUGACUUGGAUCUUGAACUGCGGAUCAUGCCGAACUCGAGGAUCACGCUUUUCGACGAAGAUUCGAAGACAAGUCGUGAAGGAUCAUGGAAACGCUACAACACUUUGGGGUCGUAUAACGUUCCGGAUCAGGCGUACUUGACUCUCGUUCCGAAGCAAUCUUCGAUGUAUAACUUCUCGGCUGUCCCAGGGGGUCAGUUCUCGGACACGCUCAAGUCCCACAAAUACGAGACACUGACCAUGUCCAAGUACAGCGGCGGAGCGAGUCCGCCGAUUUCGCGAGCCACUUCCCCGCUCAACAGCCACGAAUAUGGCGGCAUGGACUCGAGCGACCGAGGCCCUGGUGCAGGUGGCGGCAACUACCGCUACUGGCACCUGGUGCGUCACUCGGAUCAGGACCAUCACCAGAACGGCAAGGAGGGCGAGCGAUCCAACAAGAUGAUCACGCUGCAGAAGUACGUCGAUGAUCUGUUCGAGACGAUUUUCAGUAUCGCACAUCGUGGAUCUGCGUUGCCUCUUGCCAUCAAGUACAUGUUCGACUUCCUGGAUGAUCAAGCUUUGCAGCAUUGCAUCUCCGAUUCGGAAGUUGUUCAUACUUGGAAGAGCAACAGUUUGCCGUUGCGGUUCUGGGUGAACCUGAUCAAAAACCCGAAUUUUGUGUUCGAUAUCCACAAGGGUAAUGUUGUGGAUUCUUGUCUGUCGGUUGUUGCGCAGACAUUUAUGGACUCCUGCUCUACUUCGGAUCACCGUCUGGGUAAGGAUUCCCCCAGCUCAAAGCUCCUUUAUGCCAAAGAUAUUCCAGUCUACAAAGACUGGGUGGAGAGAUAUUACCACGAUAUCAAGACCAUGCCGGCAAUCUCCGAUCAAGACAUGAACGCCAUGUUGGCUGAAGAGUCUCGCAUGCACGGAGCUGAGUUCAACACAAACUCUGCGCUUCACGAGCUGUACACGUACGCCUUCAAGUACAACGACCAACUGAAGUUUACCCUAGAAGAUGACGAGUUCUCGAAGAAGCAAAGGCUUGCCCACCGACUCCAGCAAGUGCAUGACCUCAUGGUAACCGACAACGACAUGUGAAGAGCUGGUGUGCUCGCUCGAAGUGAGGUCGUCGUUUUUCUUUUCGAAAAGCAAACAACCAAGUGAUUUUUCGUUCAAGUCAAAAAUUUAACUUUUUUUUUUUCAUUGGAACGUCAUCCGGCGGUAGACUGGCUUCCUUAGGUUUUUUUUUUUUUUAUUGAUCGAGUAUUUAGUUUUUUUUAUGAAAUUGGGGAGGAUUGACGCAUUGUUUUUAUUUUCGUGUUACACAAAGGAAUCAGAAACGUAUUCAGUUGGCGAAUGAUUGAAGUUGACGACUACUUCAGGUUCUUAUUUUUUUUUAGAGUUCCCAUAUGUUUUUUGGAAGUGAGGAAACGAUUUUUUUUUUUUUUUUUUU